Sphaeroforma arctica JP610 is the source of this 555-nucleotide messenger RNA. RefSeq lists its product as hypothetical. The transcript is spliced from 4 exons. Bases 1 to 555 code for a protein of 184 amino acids. Lineage: Eukaryota; Ichthyosporea; Ichthyophonida. The record is from RefSeq and is a predicted model, not a curated record.
AUGGGCCAGGACGACAUGGAGGACAUCAACCGACAGAUAGAAGAGCUCACAGCCACACGCACAGUGGCCAUUGCCAGAGGCGACAGCACUGACCUCGAGCAGUACGACGAGCAGAUACGCGCGCUCUUCACCAAGGCCAAACGAACCGCCAUCAACCGCAAGACAAUACUUGCCAACAACGCCAAGCAACGCGAUUCGUCACGCAGCAACAUAUCAGCCUUAUCAUCCAAGAGCACCAAGCCCACGAAGCGCAGCGAUUCAUCUAAACUUAACAACACCCUGCCAAGCGCGAGCAAGGGACGGGCAGACUAUGUGGAGGCUGUGCGUGUGGAGGAAUACGCUAAAAACAAGGCCAACAAAGGGGCCAAUCCCAACAAGAAGCCCAUCAACGGCCAUGUGUUCAAGACUGUCAGUGUGGGUGUGCCAUCUACGUGUCACCACUGCAAGAAGAGUAUUCUUGGGAGCAUCAGGUCCACUAGCAAAUGCACGAACAAGCAGUGCUCGAUACUGGUGCACAAGAAAUGCCGUGAACUAUGCAGCCCUUGCCCGCAGUAG